Messenger RNA from Rhizophagus irregularis DAOM 181602=DAOM 197198, 1788 nucleotides. The record is from RefSeq and is a predicted model, not a curated record. NCBI's taxonomy places the organism in Eukaryota, Fungi, Glomeromycota, Glomeromycetes, Glomerales, Glomeraceae.
AUGCUAAACGUUAAAAAAAUAAAUAGCAACAAUUACGGCAAUUGUAACGAAUGGGUUGAAGAGUCAAUUUCAAAAGGAUACAUUAAUAAGUUUGACUAUUAUGAUUUUAACGAUAGACAACCAAUAGGAGGUGGAAAUUUUGGAAAAGUCUUUCGUGUUAAUUGGAAAAAAACCGACACCCUUUUGGCCUUAAAGUCGUUUGAUAAUAACAAGUUAACUCUCAAGGAAGUUUUUAAUGAGAUAAAAUUACAUAAACAAGUUGAUUUUCAUCCAAAUAUUCUGCGAUUCCACGGUAUCACGGAAGAGUCUGAACAAAUUCAUCAAAUGAAAUACUUAUUAGUUUUAGAGUAUGCGGAUGGUGGUACGUUAAAAAGUUAUUUAAAUACGCAUUUUAAUGGACUUGGUUGGUACGAUAAAUAUCAGUUAGCGUUUCAACUAGCAAGUGCUGUAGAAUGUAUACAUGAAUGUGGUAUUAUUCAUCGUGAUCUGCAUGCAAAUAAUGUACUUAUACAUAACAAACAGAUUAAAUUAGCAGAUUUUGGAUUAUCAAAAAAAAUUGCAGAAGAAUCGAAUAGUAGUUGCAAUACUGUAUUUGGAGUAGUACCUUAUAUCGAUCCAAAGUGUUUCAAUAAUCGAAAUCAUAAAUUAGAUAAGAAAUCUGAUAUUUACAGUAUUGGAGUAAUUAUGUGGCAAAUCUCAAGUGGACGUGAACCAUUUUGUACUGAAGAUUAUGAUAUAGAAUUAGCCUUAGAUAUACUAAGGGGAAAAAGAGAAAAACCUAUUAAUGGUACUCCUGUGAAGUACAUUAAUUUAUAUAAAGAAAAUAAGAAUGAAAUUAUAAAAUUUAUGUUAUAUAUAGAAUGUUGGAAAUUUGAAGAAAAUAAGCGUCCAGAUAUAAAACAAGUUGUUUCAACACUUAAAGAAAUAAUAUUUUCUAAUAGUAAUAAUGAAAAAGAAGAAAUUUAUUUAACCGCAGAAGACAUAUCUAAUUUUGAAUUAAGUAAAACAAGUAUAAAUUCUAUAACGGAUGAAAAUGAUGAUUUAAUAAUAGAAAAUAUAACAAGUAUUAUCAAUUCUAAAAGUAAUGUUAAUUCUCAAGAUAAUUUUUUAAAUGAAUCUGAGGGAAUAGCUCAACCUAAUUAUUGUCACAGUUAUGAAACUAAAGUUAUUAAUAAGUGUGUGACUCAAAAUAAUUCAUAUAAAAAUUGUGAAAGUAUAGAUAGUGAGGUUAAAGAAAUUUCUAAUAAAGCAGAAUUGAUACCGUGCAAAAAAUUAGCUGGUAAAGGAUAUCUAGGUGCUAAAUUUAAUUUUCGAUUUGGAUUUAUAUUCUCUACUGUGUGUAACUCAUUCUAUAUUAAGGAUGAUGAUAAUAGAAUAUUUUCAGGAUGUCAGCAGAAGUUUGAAGAAAAUUAUCUAAAAAUACAAGUUUUUCCAAUACUUAAUAAAGAAAUGAUAUUUCCUGAAAAACUUAAUAAUGUAAAAGAAAAAAGUUAUUUAACUGUAGGAGGAAAACCAAAUUUAGAAUUAAGAAAAAAACAAAGUAUAAAUGCUUUAAAUUUCAAUGUUAUUGUUCCUGAAAAUAAUGACAAUUCAACUUUACACAACCAUUCAGUAUAUUUUAAUGUAUUAAAUAUUUUAUUAGAGGAAAGCACUCAACUUGAUAUUAAUGAAAAUAAAGAAAAUAAGAUUGCUCAAAUCAAUCCUAAUAAUUUAAAUAAAAAUUGUGGAUAUAUGGAAAAUGAGUUUAAAGAAGUCCCUUCUUUGUUUAAUAUGGCAUAUUGCAAUUAA